Molecule: messenger RNA, 445 nt
Organism: Drosophila navojoa
Lineage: Eukaryota; Metazoa; Arthropoda; Insecta; Diptera; Drosophilidae
Product: putative mediator of RNA polymerase II transcription subunit 10
Source: RefSeq, a predicted model, not a curated record
CGACGCCCGCCGGCAACAGCAGCAACAGCAGCAACCGCAGCAGUUGUAGCCGAGUCCAAGGAAAAGCCGCGGCGCUGUAGCCGCAGAAAAUGGCCGCAGCAGCAACAACAACAACAGCAGCAGCAGCAAUAAGUGCCACAGCAACCACUCAAGCAAGAGCAACUGCAACAGCAUAUUGAGCGAAUGAAUGAAAGCGGCGACAGCUGCGACGGCUGCGCGGACUGCUGAAGAUGUUGAUGAAGAUGAAGACGAAGAUGCCGAGCAGCCUGAAGUGCAACACGACAAUGCCAAGUGCCAACAGCAACAGCAACAGCAACAGCAACAGCAGCAACAGUUGCAGCGAAAUCAAAACUAAAUUUACAUAAGAAAACAAGAAAGCACAAGCCAAGCACAAAGCAUAAUCAAAAUAACAGCAACAGCAACAACAACAGCAACAGCAGCAACA